Molecule: messenger RNA, 2174 nt
Organism: Aspergillus neoniger CBS 115656
Lineage: Eukaryota; Fungi; Ascomycota; Eurotiomycetes; Eurotiales; Aspergillaceae
Gene: rfeD
Product: putative transcription factor RfeD
Exons: 5
Coding region: 189-1715 (508 amino acids)
Source: RefSeq, a predicted model, not a curated record
CAUACUCAUCGUUUCUUUACCUUCUCCUUCUUGUGCUGUACAUUGGAGCAUGCGUUGGGAGGGUUGACGGUGCCCUAACGAAUUGAUCUUGAUCUAUUAUCUAGUUCAGUGCUUCCAUUCAAGCUUGCUUGUGUGCUUGUGCUGGCUCGCUGGCUUGACCCUCCAACCCACCCCGCCAGGACGGAUCCAUGCAGACCAUGCCGCCGCGAGCAUCGCUAACGAGCUCCUUCUCGGUCACCGACGUCAAUAAUGAAGUGGUGUGUCCGUUGAAGAAUAACGAUGGCUCCAAUUGCCGGAAGAGAUGUCUGGGUGAGAAGCGCUAUCGCUCCAUGCAGGAGCACAUCCGGAGAGCCCACCCGAACCACUACAUUCCGAAGCUCCCGGCAACCGAGGAGAGCUUCAUCUUGAUGGUGACCACCCCUCCAGACCAACGGGCCCAUCUAUCUCCCUCGACUCAAGCUCCAUCUCGGCGACGCAAUGAAAUUGCUGAUCGGGAUAUCUACGUUGCUGACGCUAGCUCUCCGGCAACCCCGCGGGGCAUUGACGAGACUCAUCCCGCGGCAGCGACCGCCGCCGUUGCAUUGGCGCAAUUGCACCACAACCGUCUAGCUUCCGACUGGGAUACGGACAUGACUCACUCGGACAAUGACCGAGACCGCUUGCGAUCCGUUGAACUGCCUUCCCUGAGGGAGCACUUCAAGCAGGAGGCUUCGCUGCCUCCAUUCUCAUCCCCUCGUCCUCGCGAGCUUCUCCCGUCCAUUCUGACGCACUCCCCGCCCGGUCGCUCUUCCACCCUGCCUCCCAUCCAGCAUCGAGACAAGCUUCCUCGUCCUCGCAAGUCGUCCAUUUCUAGAGCUAGAAAACCGAAGCAUGAGCGGACUAGAUCCAAGGAAUACGGCCGACGCCCUAGUCUGGGCGAUCGCAAGGCGCUUUCUGCGGAACCACAGACUGCCGCAUGGGCUCAAGGCAAGCGCUGGGAAGAUUUGAUUGAGGCAGCUACCUCGGCCACGGAAGCGGAUGACGAUCACAAUUCGGAUGUUGGUCGGUCGCCUACAAUGCCCCCGUUAAUCUCCAAUAUCACUUCGGCGCCUUCGGUCGGCAAUCACCGGUCAUCGCUACCACCGGCUUUUCAACCCUCACCUGGACUGCCGCCACCGACCUCUCAUCGGCCUUUCCCUCCUCACGCCUAUGCGGCGUCACCGCUACACAAGUCUUUAACGCCGCCGCCGUUUGACACCGCACGCAGUCGUGAUAGUGAUUUGGAACCAUUUCCCUCCAUUGAAUCCUCGCUAGAUUCGGCAUCGACGGCGUCAGGGAAAACCUACGCUUUCUCAAGUCACAUGAGCACCUCCAACAACGAGUCUAGCCCGGUAUUGAACAUGUAUCCUUCUUCUGCAUCUCAGCGCCAGCAUCAUCGGUUCUCAAACCCCACACCGGCGUCAUACCGCAACAGAGAGAUCCAAAUCUAUUGUGCCAGUUGCAAACGCCCGUGGGCUUUGAAUGAAUGCUACGCCUGUACGGAGUGCAUCUGUGGCGUGUGUCGAGAGUGUGUCGGAUUGUUCAUCAGCAGUCCGCCUGCCUCCUUUAGGAAUGUGACGUCGAGUCCGGGCAGCGCAAUGUCUCAUGGACCAACAAGCUAUCCCAGUCCCCGAGGCUGCCCUCGCUGCCGCACUGUGGGUGGAAAAUGGAAAGCUUUCCAGCUCGACUUCAGGUGAAUACACCCCUAUUCUUGAUGUCUCCAGAAUGAAGCGCACUCUGGUGAGCUUCUGAUCGAAUUUUAUGUUUUACGGAUGUUACGAUUAAUGGCUUUGAGGGUGCACGGUUACUCAAAAUUAUGGAGCAAUGACAUGAGCCAGGCACAUGAAUCACCCAGUGGUCGCUGAGUAUAUGAUGUCGCCCUUGACUGUUUAUAUCUCGGAACGAGUUAUUGAAGGGCUGGCCCGACCAUGAUUCUCACAUGCCAUGAUAAGGAAUUCUUAUGAAAAUCCGGGAUUUUGGGUGUUUGGUAGGUAUACAACAACGCUGGGCGGGUAUAUAUACUACAUGGUGGCAUUGGUGUUUUAAUCAUGACAAUUUGGUUUAUGUUUGGAUGAUUUACAUGGGUCGCAUUUACGAAUAUAUUGAACAUUGAUGUAGUUUGAUUUGAAUAGAUGGUGUCUUCAUCUUUUUCCCAU